CAGCGCCAAGCACAAAACUUCUCAUCAACUAUCGCGGCUUUCUAGCCUCCGCCUGUCCAUCUUCACCACCACCAAACCUCUCCACUCCACUUCCUUCGCUUCUGCCAUCCAUACCAGCGAAAUGGCCACCUCUCCUCCCCCCACCUCCACCGGCUCCAGCAAGGUCGAUGCCGCAAAGGCUAAGCUUGCGGCCGCCGACCCUACCGCGCCCACUGGCCUUGCCCUGUACUCGCGAUUCGCUUUCGCCGGUGCCGUCUGCUGCUCCGUCACCCACGGAGCCCUCACACCCGUCGAUGUCGUCAAGACCAGGAUACAACUUGACCCCGUCACCUACAACACCGGUCUGAUCGGUGGCUUCAAGAAGACCAUCGCCAAUGAGGGUAUGGGCGCUGUCUGGACCGGUUUCGGUCCUACCGCUGCCGGUUACUUCCUCCAGGGUGCCUUCAAGUUCGGAGGUUACGAGUUCUUCAAGCAGCAGUCCAUCAACCUCGUCGGUUACGAGACUGCCGCCAACAACCGCACUGCCGUCUACCUCGCCUCUGCCGCCGUCGCUGAGUUCUUCGCCGAUGUCGCCCUCUGCCCUCUCGAGGCUACCCGUAUCCGUCUCGUCGGUGACCCAACCUUCGCUAACGGUCUCGUUGGUGGAUUCUCCAAGAUCCUGAAGAACGAGGGUGUCGGUGCCUUCUACUCUGGUUUCGGACCCAUCCUGUUCAAGCAGGUUCCCUACACCAUGGCCAAGUUCGCCGUCUUCGAGAAGGUCAACGAGGCUAUCUACUCCGUUGUCGACAAGAGCCAAACCUCCAACGGCAUGCAGACCGUCUACAACUUGAGCUCUGGUAUCAUUGCCGGUUUCGCCGCCGCCAUCAUCUCCCAGCCCGCCGACACUAUGCUCUCCAGGAUUAACAAGACCAAGGGUCUUCCCGGAGAGGGAACCACCUCCCGUUUGAUCAAGAUCGCCAAGGAGCUCGGUCUCCGUGGAUCUUUCGGUGGUAUCGGUGCCCGUCUUUUCAUGGUCGGUACUCUGACCGCUGGUCAGUUCGCCAUCUAUGGCGAUAUCAAGAAGGCGCUAGGCGCAACAGGCGGUGUCGAGAUCGCUAAGACUAACUAAGUUUUCGUCUCCUGCGAUGCGGAGAGAGUGACGGAGGAGAUGAUACCAAGACAGCCAUGACAGCGGGUCUCGAGGUGGACUUGUCACACAAAAAGUCUGUCUUUUCUUGCAUAAUGGCUGGCAUGGGUUUGUUCGAUAUCACAUUUCUUCUAUGUGUUUUGCGUUUAUUUGCAGUCAUUCAAGUUAGAUCUUGCUUCGCUUAGACGGCGAUUUUAUGUAACAGUACGAUCGAGUAGGAAACGCACUGCACAAUAGACCCAACUCAUAAUGCCCAGCCACUGCAAUUCUAGUGAGGCC
Alternaria rosae is the source of this 1405-nucleotide messenger RNA. RefSeq names its product mitochondrial carrier domain-containing protein. Bases 122 to 1108 code for a protein of 328 amino acids. Gene Ontology annotation, biological process: mitochondrial phosphate ion transmembrane transport. Lineage: Eukaryota; Fungi; Ascomycota; Dothideomycetes; Pleosporales; Pleosporaceae. Gene Ontology annotation, molecular function: phosphate transmembrane transporter activity. Gene Ontology annotation, cellular component: mitochondrial inner membrane. The transcript is spliced from 4 exons. The record is from RefSeq and is a predicted model, not a curated record.